Molecule: messenger RNA, 1344 nt
Organism: Pseudogymnoascus destructans
Lineage: Eukaryota; Fungi; Ascomycota; Leotiomycetes; Thelebolales; Thelebolaceae
Exons: 2
Coding region: 1-1182 (393 amino acids)
Cellular component (GO): plasma membrane
Source: RefSeq, a predicted model, not a curated record
AUGCCAUUUUCAUUGACUUGCUGUACCACCAAGCCGCCCCACUGCGGGAGCGAUUGCCGCCAUCUGGCACGCAAUCGAGGCCUCAAAUUACAAAUGCGCCACAGAGGCCCUCUUCUUUUCUUUACACGCUAUACACACUCUCCUCUGUGUCUAAAUACUUUCCUUUCCUUCCAAGCAAUGGCUUCCCAGACUCUCUCAGCCGCCACCUCUGGCCUCCUUUUCGGCGCCGCCCUUUCCGCAGCGGGCGUCGCCUCCCCAUCCAUCAUCAUCUCCCAGCUCCGCCUCGAGAACUUCCACAUGCUCGAGGUCUUCCUGACCGCCACAGCAGGCAGCGCUCUUAUAAUCCACCUCACCAAGCGCGCCGCCCUCGCCCCCUGCCCGCCCCGCUCCCCCGCUGCCUGGGGCUACUUCCCCUACGAUGGCAACAUCGCCGGCUGCCUCCUCCUUGGCGCCGGCAUGGCGCUCACCGGCUCCUGCCCCGGCACCGUCCUCGUCCAAGUCGGGAUGGGUCUGCGCUCGGGCUUCGCCGUACUCGCCGGCUCUCUGGUCGGGGGCGCGUUGUUCGUUGGGUACUCUGCGGGGUUCCGACGCGCGACGCCGGCAGCUGUGAAGGGCGAAGAGAAGCCGAAGCUUACGAUCCCGCAACGCUGUGGUGUUGUGCACUUUCCGGCCGUGCUAGUGUAUCAAGCCAUUUGCCUGUCGGUUGUCGGUGCGGCAUUGCGCUAUCUACCUGAUGAGCAGGGCAAGCUACUAAAUCCCCUCAUUGGCGGCUCACUGAUGGCCCUGGCUCAACUGUCGUCCCUUCUUUUGACAACGAACACCCUCGGUGUGUCCUCCGCCUACGAAUCGUUUGGAAAACUAUUCUGGCGCGCUGUCAUGCCCUCUUCGUCCCCAUGGCCUUCCAUCUCACCCCUUAUCUUUGGAGCAGGCGUGGCAGGCGGUAGUGCGGCAUUCUGGCGCCUCUCGGGUACCUUCCCCGCCAAGGGAGUUGAAGUGGGCGAUGCAGCAGCUGUGGCGGGUGGUGUGCUGAUGGCUAUUGGGUCAAGGGUGGCUGGGGGGUGCACGAGUGGGCAUGGUAUUAGUGGGAUGGCUGGCCUGAGCGUGGCUAGUUUCGUGAGUGUCGUUGCAAUGUUUGGGGGAGGUAUUGCGGUGGCUCUUGGGGGAAAGUUUUUGGAAUUCUAGAGUGGACGGUGGUGCAUGGGGUGGCGUUCAGGGCAUGGACAGAUACUCUGUACUUGUGGCGACGAUACCCUCCGUUUCUGUAGCUAUUAAUUUGCUGUGUGGUAGCUAGCUGGGAUUUACAGCAGUCAAGAAGUUAUAUCCAAAUCUGAUAUCCGAUCUGAG